UCUCGACUAUAUCAAACAAAUUCAAGAAAGAUAUAAAAAGGCAAAAUAAUGAAGUCGGCCGUGGUCUCAGUCGUCCUACUCGUGAUUCUUGUGGCCUGGCCAGUAUCGGCUGACCGGAAAGACUUGCCAGGAGCGGGAGGAUACGGAGGCGACGAUGAGGAAGAGGACACAAAGACAUGGUUUCCUUUGGACAAUCAGUUAUCGUUGAGUUACUAUGAUAAGAUUUGUCCAAAUUUUGAGAAAAUCGUCGAUACAAAAGUGAGGGAAUGGACAAAGACUGAUCCUUCCCUUGGUCCAGCCCUCCUCCGUCUUCUCUUCCACGAUUGCGGUGUCACGGGAUGUGAUGCAUCGGUUCUCCUAGACCACAAAGGAUCAGAGAGAAGAUCUCCAGCAAGCAAAACCCUAAGAGGCUUCGAGCUAAUCGACGAUAUCAAGUCUGAGAUCGAGAAGUCCUGCCCCGGUUUAGUCUCAUGUGCCGACAUCCUAACCUCAGCUAGCCGCAGUGCAACCUACCAACUAGGUGGUCCUUACUGGCCCAACGCCUACGGACGUCGUGACUCCACCAACUCUUACGCUAGAGACGUCGAGAAAGUCCCUUCAGGCCGCCGUGACAUCACCGGCCUCCUCGAAACGUUUCAGUCUUACGGACUCAAUAUUCUCGACCUUGUCGUCCUUUCCGGGGCCCACACCAUCGGAAAAGCCUACUGUGGAACCAUCCAGUCAAGGCUUUACAAUUUCAACGCGACCCACGGAACUGAUCCGUCUAUUGACCCCAAAUACGCAGAUUUCUUGCGCCGCAAGUGUCGUUGGGCCUCAGAGACGGUUUACCUAGACGCCGUGACUCCGGUGGUAUUCGAUAAUCAGUAUUACAUUAAUCUUCAGAAGAAUAUGGGAGUUUUGACGACUGAUGCGGAGCUUGUGAAGGACCCGAGGACCGCUCCACUUGUAAAAGCUUUCGCGGAGCAGCCGCCUCAGAUGUUCAGACAUCAGUUUGGUGUGUCAAUGGCUAAGCUGGUCAAUGUUGGCGUCAUCACUGGUGAAGAUCGUACUGGAGAGAUCAGGAGGGUUUGCAGCAAAUCUAACUCUAAACGUUACUGAUUCUUUUUCCAAAAAAAAAACAAACGGUGCUGAGUUUGUAAACGAAUCUUUCUUGACAAAUAAUUUCUUGUUGUUUCAAUUUUAAUUUUAUGAUGAUACGUUGUCUGAACAACAAAAAUAUGUGAAUCUUGAUUUAUACUGAGAAUUAUUGUUAUGUUAAAAGUUAUCUAAGAUUCGUGUUUCUGAUUUGCAUUCGGCUCGAAAUCAAGAUGUCUAAAGGUUUACAAAGUUGAUUGAAUCCUAAAAUGUUAACUAUCUAGCCAAGUAAAUUAGCUGCAAUGCUUGGUGCAAGAAAAUUAAACAUGGGAGGCAUAAUCAGACAUCCUUAGUUUCAAAUCGAAAUCAUGUCUUUUUAGGUCUAUAAUAAAGUAGCUAAAAAUAAAAGUACAAAACAAGACAUUUUCUAAGACGAUUAAGAAAUAUUUAGGGAACAUAGUUAUGAGAUAUUGACCAAAAUUUAGAGCAACUAGAAGUAAAAAAAAAAAAGCAACUUGGGAACUUAGACUCGCUUGCC
Molecule: messenger RNA, 1612 nt
Organism: Brassica napus (rape)
Lineage: Eukaryota; Viridiplantae; Streptophyta; Magnoliopsida; Brassicales; Brassicaceae
Product: peroxidase 7
Exons: 2
Coding region: 49-1098 (349 amino acids)
Biological process (GO): response to oxidative stress; hydrogen peroxide catabolic process
Molecular function (GO): peroxidase activity; heme binding
Source: RefSeq, a predicted model, not a curated record